CAUGGCUGCCGGCAGCCAUGUUGGUUUUCAGCCAGUCACCCCAAUGCAAAGUUCAAGGAAGAGACAUCGAAUUUUCACCGAGCUAAUUUUGCGUUAAAAUGAGGGUCUAAGACCACCCAACCGCACACCCCGUGUGCCCGUCACACUUUGCAUCAUGACUUUUUCGUACGUCAAGAUGGGGUCCUCCCCUGUAUUCACAACCAGCAACAAAGCAACAAACUUUGACAAAGAAACCAACACUUACGAUUCGAUUAUUGGCCUGAACCUGAUCACCAUCAACAAUGCUGAUGAACACGUACAGGCUAGUUUUGGUGGGUCUGCCCACCUCGGACGCCUCCGCUACUGAUGCCAUCCCCAUCCGAUGGCAGCUGCAAGGAGGCGACAAUGAGACCAUCGUCGCCCUGGUCCCGGACAAAGUCCAGGAGAUCAAGAAUGAGGAGGCCGCAGAGGAGAGUGCGGCCGACAGGGCUCGCCGAAUGCUUGAAGAACUAGAGCAGGAGGGCGCUGCUCUUGAGGAGUCGUUCAAGGAUGACUCGUCGUUCAUCCUGCCGAAUCUGGAUGUGUUCCCAGACGUGGAGAAGCCCGGCACCGAGCUGCCGCUUCCCAUGGACCUGGUGGACACCGAAGAGCUGCUGAUGGACCUGGAGACCAUCCUUCCGGACAUUGACUCGCCUCCGCAGAGUCCUCCAAGGCUCACUGAACUUGACGAGCUGCUGCAGCUGCGCGCAGAGGCCCUGCCGGACCCUGAGGAGUUCGACGACCUGUUGAUGCCUCCAACGCCGUCCGACUCGUACGCCUCCUCGCCAGGGCCGCACUCGAGCCCUUCCUACGCUCCGUCGACUCCCGCCUCCAUCUACAGCGAUUCCAGCAACGACCCUGAGUGGGUCCCUGAGCCAAUGCCCGGCCCCUCCAAGACCAAGAGGAAGCCCUACUCGAGGGUCAAGCGGCCGAUCGACCGCGCCGAACGCAAGAAGUUGCAGAACAAAAACGCUGCCACGCGGUACCGCAACAAGAAGAAGGUGGAGGAGGAUGAGUUGCUGACGCAGGAGGCUGAUCUCGCCGCCCGCAACAAGGAGCUCCGAGACCAGGUCUCCGAGAUCGAGACGGAGAUGCGCAUCGUCAAGGACCUGCUGAGGAACAAGUUUAAGCGAAUGGGCCUCCUCAAAUAAAUCCCCUGCAUUUUGUCCUUACGUCUAUCUAUGGCUAGCUAAUUUUAUGCGCCGGGCUAUCUGAAAUUUUCCUUCUGAAUUUUUCAGUUCUGAUAUGGCCCGGAAGUGUUUUAAGUAAACUAACUUAUAGUUAGAGAAACUCCAGGGCCCGAUUGUCUCGUUGUAGCGGUAAGAGGUGUGUGGUUUUUGCUAUUUACACAACGUCAUUCCACCAGGUGCAAUGAUUUGAUUUCUUCCGAUUGUCUCUUAAUUUUUUUAUUAGUUAUUUUCAACAUGACGGGCGCUGCGGAUUGAUUCUGAUAACCUGAUGAAGUGCAAAUUUUUUUCUAUCGCGCCGAGUAGUUGGGUGGGGAGGCCGCUGCGUCCUGUCUCUUUAUGAUUUUUCCACUUGAACUUUGUCACCUGGCCCUGGCUAUCAAUUUAACAAUUACUCUCAUCUAUGUUCACUAACCCUUAGAUUGUAUUUUAAACGUCAAUAAAAUAUCCUCUGGUGCGUGGAAAA
Messenger RNA from Neocloeon triangulifer, 1671 nucleotides. It is a transcript of the gene crc, whose product is annotated as activating transcription factor of chaperone. Gene Ontology annotation, biological process: regulation of transcription by RNA polymerase II. Gene Ontology annotation, cellular component: nucleus. The record is from RefSeq and is a predicted model, not a curated record. Gene Ontology annotation, molecular function: RNA polymerase II transcription regulatory region sequence-specific DNA binding; DNA-binding transcription activator activity, RNA polymerase II-specific. Bases 282 to 1169 code for a protein of 295 amino acids. Lineage: Eukaryota; Metazoa; Arthropoda; Insecta; Ephemeroptera; Baetidae. The transcript is spliced from 3 exons.